Messenger RNA from Schistosoma curassoni, 6937 nucleotides. The record is from the annotation of a GenBank genome assembly. NCBI's taxonomy places the organism in Eukaryota, Metazoa, Platyhelminthes, Trematoda, Strigeidida, Schistosomatidae.
GAGUCACUUGCUUUAGUACCCAAGGUCACUUGGCUGUCAAGGUUUUCUUGUAUUUUGGAAUAUGUAACUGUGCUUCUGUAGUUUGUUUGGCUUACUGAUACUUCAUUAUAUGUACAUAAUGCAGCCAUUUGUUCAUGUGUCUCCAGAAAAGUCCAGUGAGAGGAAUCUUGUUACCAGUGUUAUGGGUGCUCUAAGUGAUUAUAUGCCCAGGAAUCAUUAUCGUACUUGUGGCUCCACAGAACAGGUGUUUAGCGUGAAAUUUGAGGAAUGUGACGCAAGUAGAUGUAACCCCGCCUACUCUACUGUUUUAUCUCUAGUCACUUGUAAAGGAUCAUACAUAUGGGGAAUUUCGUUUGGUGGUAAUGCUACCCUACUGUAUGCAGAGAGAAAUACAUGUACAAUAGACCUUAAGCUGCUCCCUACUCCUUCACAUACUGGUGAUUCCUUGUUUUCCAGCAGGCCUCUUAUGGCUAUCUGUGAUACUUUCAGUUGUGCAUCUUCUCAUUGGCAGGUGCGGUUUAUUUCUUUGUGCAAUCGCAAAGUAGUUUUGUCGUAUUACUUAGAGUCGAAAGCGCUCUCAGUAGAUGCAAACGACAGAUUUGUUGUAGUAACACGAACUGAUUCAAUAACAGUAUUCUCAGCACUAACUCUUACAGAACUCUAUACGAUAGCAUAUGUAAAAUCAACACUUUGGCCAGAUCUCUUGCCGAAAAGUGUACCUUCUUCGCUUGGGGUUCGUUGGUUGGCCUUCGCUGAUUCUAAGCCUGUCUACCAACAUUUGUCCCGAUGUGGCGACGCGAGUACAGAUGAGUCACAACCUUUAACUACAACAGUAUUGAGUAUGAAUAAGCGUCUUUGGGAAGGGAUUUCGGCCCUGGCUACUUCAGUUGUUUCUAGUUCAUUGGGUCCGAAUCCACCAAAUUUGCGUAAUAAUCAUCUUGAUUCUCAACAUCAAGUCCCACAAACAACUUUAUCAGAUUCGUUUCCACAACAUGGAUCUAGUCUAAUUACUUCAGAGGUGAAUAACUCAUCCAUAUCACCCGGUUACGUAACAAUAAUUGAUUUGCAUACAUUAAAUUGUGAACAUGCGACUUUGCGAAAACUUGAAGAUUCUACGGCAUCAGUUCGUUUAUGUUCUGCUGGUUCAAAUCUCUCUGACUCAUCAAAUCAAUAUAAUAGUACUAAUCAAAGAGCUCAGUCAUGCUCUCCAAAUAAUCAACACACAAGUAUUAAAAUGUCAGGAGUGAAAUACUUGAAUGUUCAUGAAUUUGGUGGGUCGGGAGCCAUUGUUGCUCAUUUCAUGGCUCAUCGUUGGGCUGGUGUUGCUCUCUUAAAGUUUGAUCCAUCUGGAAGUCUGUUGUUCACUGCGUGUAAACGGGGUCACUCAUUCAAUUUAUUUCGUAUUGCUAAUCAUCCGUUUGACCAGCGUCAAACUGCUGUACAUCACUUAUACAUUUUGGAACGUGGUAAUUUACCAUGUGAGAUUGUGGAUGCUACUUUCUCUCAUGAUUCUCGGUGGGUAGCUGUGAGCAGCAAUCAUGGGACUACACAUGUUUUCCCUGUUACUGCUUAUGGAGGUCCGAUCACUGUUCGUACACACACUCGACCUCACGUCGUGAAUCGUACUUCGAGAUAUCAUAGAUCAUCUGGUUUAGAAGAGUAUCAUCUAACUAGACCACAACCUGAGAGAAGUGCAACUGAGUCAACUGGAUUUGGCGGUAACUCCUCUAGCAAUUCUAUCAAUAUUCCGUGCCACAUUCCCCAGUCUAGUUCUAUGAAACAUCCUUAUACUAUCCGUAGUCAGUCGUCUGGUUCCGCAUCUGGUGCGUCUAGAGCAACUUCGAAUUUUUGUCAAACUGCACCAAUUGCAGGUUUUGCACCUCAAUGCCCUCAUCUAGGAUUCACAGCUUUCAUGACUCCUCUCAAGGAAACUACUGACUGUUGUAUUAAUGAGGGGAGUUCAAAUUCUUCGUCGAUUCUCUCUGGUGAUUCAGCAUUGUCUGAUGCAUCACACUUUUUCACGCAUUCAAAUCCAUUUUCUUCAGAAUCAUCCAGUAGUCAUCUUCAUGUUUCUGAACAGCCUACUAUGUUGUUUCUAAAUAGUGAAGGAUUAUGUGCUUGUCCACCGAACGCGUUGUAUAACACUACUAAUUCUCGGUUGCCUCCCUAUCCAGAACCUUGUCGAGUUAAAGCUGAAGCAAGAUUGAAACCAUCUAGUGGUAGCAGUGUGACAUCUAUUGCUCGAGGCGCCGCCAGUAGUGCUUUUGAAGCCGUAACACCUAUGAAAAAUAUAAAUGCGGUAAUAGUUAAUCGUCACUUAUCAUCUGUUAAAUCAUGCUAUUCUGAUCCUAAUCAUGUUCACUGCCCUGAAGUUUGCACAUAUACACAGUUGCCAAUUAGUGCAGCAUCUCGUUCUUCUUUUCAUUCACGCAAGCAUACUCGGCGUCACAGAAGUGGGCAAUCACUUCAAAAUUUGAAUCAAGAUAUAUCUAGUCCAACAAGUAAUAGUGUUAGAGCUGCACGUUUUGGACCUCCUGUAUGUUUCCUUCCAAAUCAACUUCGUCUAAAUAAUGUAUCUUCAGACUAUCGUAGUGACCCGUAUGUCGGAAAGUCUCGUGCUGUAGAUGCAUUAUUUAUUUUGACAGCCGAUCUUCGCUUAAUAGAAUACGAUUUAUGUGUUAGUGCAGAUGAUACAGCUACAGUCGGUGGGAAAUUAUAUCAGGAUGGUUCAAUUCGUCUAGAUUGUGUAUCUGUUGGCGAAUGGAAUUUACAUACAGAUGCUGUGUACCUGCCUCCAUUUCCUAGACAGCAUCCACUUAUUUUAGCCUCGUCUACACUUCAAGCAAGAUGUAAAACAAAUAGGCUUAAAUCGGACUAUGCUUCUAAUUUAAAGAUGGAUGGUCGAACUGAAAUUUCAUUAGAAUCUGAUAACAAUCUGUCGUCCAGAUCUACAAAUUACGAAAAAGUUAUAUCAACGUUGAAAUCCAGUUUACCUCCAGCUAAUAGCAGUCAAGUGAAAUCUGGAUUGUUAGAAAUAAAAACAAACACGGAAGAUAAUAAUAAUGAUAGUAAUAAGAACAAGAAUGAUAAUGAUGAAGAUGAUACAGAUGAUAAUGUCGUCACUCCUGCUGGAUGGACUGCUGAAGACGUUGCUUCUUACUGGUAUAGUCAAGUUGAAAUAACUACACAUUUAGGACCUUUACGUCGUGUUUGGAUGGGUCCACAGUUUACUUUUCACACUUAUUCAAAACAACGUGAUUGGAGUGGUUGUGAUCUACGGCUUUCAUCAUUCAACAGUUGUAGUUCUUCGGAUAAUAACAAUAUACCUAGUACCACACAAAUUGGCUCCACUGGAGGGAAUCUAAAAACAGCAUUACAUCCUACUCUUUUAGAAGCAUUCACAUUAAAUGCACCAUUUAUAUUGCCGCCUAUAGUAGAUAUGACUAAUGAGUUAUUAAUUAAAGAUCGGUAUCCUGGCACAUUCAUACCAUCAUCACAUGGUUCCAAUAGUAGUUUAAAUAUGAUUCCAUAUCAAGGUUCUUCUUCAACAUCUACCUCCUGUGUUCAUGCUUUUAUUCAUCCGCAUCCUCAACAUCAUCCAAAUAUCGCUUUGGCCGCAAUUAAUCGUAAUACCACUUCAUCCAAAACAAUUAUGUUACCAAGGCUACCAUCAGGUUUAUUAUUGGAUUCAAAUGCUAAUUUCAACAGUGCACAGUUAAGAUGGCGUAAUUCGUCAGGUGAACCAACUCGUCCACUUAGUAUUGCUGGUGGUUUUGGACCAAGUGGUGAGGCGAUUGUAAUUGAAGGUGGGAGUUAUCAAGACUCAAGUUUGGGUAGUUCUUUAUCUAGUUUAGUUGGUCGCGGUACAGAUGAUUUGGCUCAGUCGAUUGCUGAAGCUAUACAAGAUGAGGAAACUAACUGGAAUGCAGAUAAAAGUUCUACCAAUCUACCACAAUUGUCAAGUGUUAACAGUAAUCGUGGUGUAUGGCAGUUCAGUGUUAAAUCUACUACCGUCUCACCGGGUUCAACUAAUAUUAGUGGAGGCAGCGGUCCAGGAUUAUUUCGACUGCCUGAUACUGGUAAUAUUCCAGUUCAUUCGGUAUUAACCGAAGCUGAUUUCCCCAGUCAAGAUACUUCACCAUCAUCAGCUAUGGAUAAUUUUUCACCAAAACAUGAAUUGUUAGACAAUUCAUUGAUUAAAAUGAACAAAAAUUCUAAAGAAAAUAAAACAAAGAAUAACAAUACAAACAUUAUUUAUCCAAAUGAAAAUGUAUCAUCAAACGUUAAUUUAUUGACACAUAAGAGUGUUAAACGGAGACAUGGUAAAAAAAAGUCAAAAAUGAAAUGUCAUCCUGUUGUCAUUAGUGAUGAGUUCACUGCUCCAACUUCAGCAGUAACAAUAACGAAUCUUUAUCCAUCAGGUUAUGAAAGUUUAAGCAGUUCACCAAUAAUCCAAAAUUUGUAUUAUAAUUCUUCAGAUUUAUCAACAUUCUCAUUACCAAGUGAUUUACAAGUCAAUACAACAUAUGACAGUGAUAAUAAUAUGAUGAUGAUGGCUAGUAGUCUAUCCAAUCUUCCUUAUAAUCAAAAUUCAUUGGUCGACAAUGAGAAGAAGUCAAGUAUGGAAACAUUUCAAAUUGAAGAGAAUUCACAAAAUAAAGUGGAGAAUUCUAACAAGAUAAAAAAUUUCGAUGCUGUUAGUGAUAAUGAGAGUGAUAAAAAUUGAUAGGCAAAAAAAAUUGGACAAACUGAUGAAAGCGAUGGAUAGAAUUAUCAACCAAACUAUUUAUUGUGUACAAAGCAUCUGCUGACGCAAUAUUUAAUUCAUAAUAAUUAUUAUUCAUGAAGUUCUGUGUCAUUUGAAGAAGCUUUUAAUGAAUCUUAUGUUGGACUUUUAGAAAGCAGUUCUAGGUAUGAUGUUGAAACAGUGUGCCUAAAACGUGUUCAAGAUGUUAAAGACGAUGUUACAAUAUCUUAUGACUGAUUGAACAAAGAUCUCCAAUUUAUUUAAAUACAUUGGGAAACCUCAAGAUUACUUAUAGUAUGUAUAGCAAGUACAAUAAAUCAUUCAGUGAUAACAAAAUAUGAAGUAGAACUGUUGAAUAUUGUCAUUCCUGCAAAAUGUACAAAUCUAUUUGGAUCAUAGUAAUUUAAAACCAAUAUUUUAUUAAUAGACAGGUACGAUAAUGCCAAAGUUAAUUUGGAUUGUGAUAAAGUGUAAUGGUUUUUAAUAUAUGACCAUCAACACCAUUCACCUAACUAAAACUACUUAGCAUUAAUUCAGUUCAUAUUUCCAGAUAUUUGCUUAAUUUCAAUUGUCAUAUGAAGGUAUUAACUAGGACUUUAAUGAAAAAAAACUUUGGACAUGUGUGGAUAUAUGUGAGAAAAUUCUAAGAAGGCUAACAGAAUCUUGUCAGUUUGGAAGUUCUUACAUUAACGAUAGUUACCAGUCUAAAAUCAUUAGAUUUCAUGUCAAAUCAACGAACUGACGAAGUUAUCACUUCAGCAUUUACAACAAAACUACUGACCAAAACUAUCAUGUUCAUCAUACACUAAAAUACAACAUAGAACGGUCCUUUGACAACUACUCAGUGAAAUCCUUCAAGCAAAAUACGUACUAGAAAAAAUAAAAAGUUAUCAGUAGUUUAUUUCUUUUCAAUAAAUAAAAUUUAGUCAUGAAUGAUCGCUGUGUUUUAAAACAUUUGUUUUACGAGAAACGGUAAACUUUCUGAACUGCUUCACGAAAUCUGUCGUCAGGUAAGUAUUUAUGCAGAAUAUUUGAAAACAAGCACAUCUUAUGAAGCAGUAUGAUUACGGGUAAGCAAGUUACAUGAGUUUAACUUACUGUAUUCAAAUAAAAUUAUUUACUGGUUAAAUAGAGGCGGGGGGCAGGAUUAAGUCUUCUAAGCAAUAAAUGUGUAAUGUAGCUCGCCAUUUCUAACGUCAUAUGCUGAAUUGAUGCAGAUAUUGAGAAUAAGUGAAUCCAAGUAAAAAUGUACUCAUGAGCACAUUUGUGUUAUUCAAUAAAAUGUAAUAUGAAUAUAAUAGCCAUCUCACUUGCAUUCUUUGUGAAGUUGUUAUUGACGGUAUUUUUUCCUAUUACGUUUUUCUCUAGAUGGAAUAAUUGAAUAAUAUAACACACAUUUGCAUAGGAUAGAUAAUUUUUGUUCCAAUAUAAAGCCGUAUCCUCUUCUAUUGAACCAUUAUGAAUCAUAACAAUUACACGUUCGAUUGAUAUUUCAUUUAUUCACAUCUGUUUAUGUACCCAGGUGCUAUUUUUCUACUAUUUAGAUGUCAUGCCUCUUUUUCGAAUUUAGGAUUUCAUUUUUAUCCGCUUCCUCCAGUUUACAUUCUUCCUACAAUAAAACACUUCAAAAUAGAAAAAAGAUAAGCAGAUUUCUGUCCAUUUUAAAGCCAUUCUUUUUUAUUAUUUCGCUCCUAUCAAUCAACCUAUUAACACAACAGAGAAGCAAAAUACUUCUUGAUCAUGACUAACGCUGCUGUUAUUUGUUUAUUUUCUCGAUUUGCUUUCUUUCCACCAUAUUAACAAAACAACACAUUCAUCCAUACUGAUAACCUUUAUUUUGUUAGCUUUUGUUUGCCAUCUUUCUGUUAUUUUUGUGUGUAUGUCGGUAUUAUUCGUCGUUGCUUUUUGUCCCCGGUUACGGUUAAAACGUGUAGCCUGAUACUCCCUCUUUCUCUUCGUAUGCACACAAAUUUACUUAUCUGUAAAAUACGUAAUGGACAAAAUAUAUUCGAAAGUGUAAUUAAUAUCCCUUGAACGUUUCUUUCCCACUCCUUUAUUCUUUUUGUGCGCCAGAAUAUCUGUUUUACUACAUUUUAAGGUUUCUUUAAAAGUAUAAAGAGAUUGAUAAUAAUAUUAUUGUCAUUCUAGCAAAUAUAUAAAAGAUAUACAAUAACAAGUUUUGUUCUCAGC